AUGUUUGAGGAUACCUGGAGUGACGAUGUGUCACGGCGUUGCUCAUUGCCUACACUGAACUCGUUCACUUUCCGAUGCGAGCCAGAGCGACAAGAAGAUCCUACGAUGCGACGUUUACCCCCAUUACCUCGCGUUGAGCCACUGCCUCCCGGUCCGUUCAGUAGCAAGGCCUUCACGCCAAGUUCUUAUGUCCCAAGCCCCCCCAGCUCUCAAGAUGCUUUCCCGGGCAAGUCAGCAUGGCUCAGCAAUGAGCAGCAGUCUAUUGUCUCGCCUCCUUCGCCAGCCAGCUCAGUGGAACUUUCACUCAAGGAUACCUUCUCCACUCAAAAAGCAUUUGGCUGGCCUAACGACCUCUCAUAUACCGAGAUUAUGUCUCUAGUGGCUCCACGAAAUAUCAACCGAAAGCCGCCACUGCAACAACUAUGCGGACGCAAGCGCAAGAGCGAGACUGUCUCCAGUGACCAGGAUGAUCAGCGCGAGAAACACCGCAUCGCCGAGGGAAAUAGGCGUAAAAACCUCAGUCAACUACAUCGCGAAUUAGAUAGCCGUGUACACGACUUCUUCCUUGAACGCGCUGGCUGGAAUCCCGGCAAGAGUCUACCCCAGUCCAAGGAGCACAUUGUGCAGGGGGCUAUCUUCCUAAUCGACUUCAUGCUUGCCAUCAUUGUGCACUUGCUACGACAGGAGAAAAAUAUCCCCGCACAACUAUCGGAGAAUCUUCAGGGUCAGCUUCGAAGCAUGCAGCUUCAGCAGCUGGUUGCGAAUCUGCAAUCGCAAAACCAGGCUACGCAAUACCAGAUGCGGAGCCUGAAGCAAGAAUAUGACGAAUUGCUUGAUCGGCAUCGCGCAUUGGAGUUUAAGCUCAAGUCGUAUGAUCAAGUGUUUCGUUCUCCGAAACCAGAGGUUAUCACACCUCCGCCACUGGCUACGAUACCUGAAUCGGAGGCUCAGUCUUCGUCCUCUGAAAGCCAACAUGGCAAAAGAAUGCUACCAGGUCUACGAGUCUUUUGUGAUGAGAUUGCCGCCCUGAGCCCGGAGAGCUCUGAGACUGGUCCCCAUAUCAACAGCAAUCACAACUACUACAACAACAACAACAACAUCAUCAUCACUGGAGGAUCUCAAAACCUCGAGUUUAUCCCACGCAGUAUGAUAUCUCCGACGAGAACAAUGAGUCCCACAUCGCCAAUGUGUCUCACACCGUCAUUUUCACAACAGUCUCUGCCUUCAUCUCGACGUGAGUCUGUGAACCACAUGGUGUGA
Messenger RNA from Talaromyces atroroseus, 1260 nucleotides. RefSeq lists its product as hypothetical. The transcript has 2 exons. The record is from RefSeq and is a predicted model, not a curated record. NCBI's taxonomy places the organism in Eukaryota, Fungi, Ascomycota, Eurotiomycetes, Eurotiales, Trichocomaceae. The coding region runs from base 1 to 1260 and encodes 419 amino acids.